Molecule: messenger RNA, 453 nt
Organism: Microbotryum saponariae
Lineage: Eukaryota; Fungi; Basidiomycota; Microbotryomycetes; Microbotryales; Microbotryaceae
Source: the annotation of a GenBank genome assembly
AUGAACAACAAGCUUCAGUGCUCACUCUGGCCAGACUGCUUCAAACCGUUGUUCCCUACCACAGGGCCACCGACUAAGCCCCCUCGGUCGUUGAGCAACGGAUUUUAUCGCGCACUGGAUCACGUCCCCGCUGAUGUCCGAGAUUGCCUCUCCAACACGAGUCAGCUUGAGCACCUCGUCACUGUGCGCGCCAGAGCCUACAAGAUCAUGUACAAGCUAACUCGUUUCGGAGAUCGCAAAGCUCAACAAGAAUUUAGGCGCGGAAACACCCUCAUCUUCAGCCAGAACACCGCUUCGUUCACCGAUGUACUGCCCAUGUUAGUCGAGGAACUCGCUGACAGUGUGUGCGUUCUAUUCUGCAGAGGGAACCCCAACCUUGCGGAGCUGGACAAGUGUCGACCCAUGAUCGUGAAGCAGAGUCGGAUCCACUGCAAAAGAUGCUCAGGUGGUUGA